Molecule: messenger RNA, 1623 nt
Organism: Prunus armeniaca (apricot)
Lineage: Eukaryota; Viridiplantae; Streptophyta; Magnoliopsida; Rosales; Rosaceae
Source: the annotation of a GenBank genome assembly
AUGGGUGGUGGUGGUGGUAGAGUGGAAGUGGUAAAGAGCAAUGGUUGCUCUAGGCUGUCUGUUGGGUUAUCAUCUCCAUUGCCUUCUUUUAAAGCUCUGCAACCAUUUGAGCCCGCGUCUCCGGCCUCAUCCUAUAUUGGGUCAGAGCAUGUGGUUCGAUCAGGCGCACCCUUUGCCGGCCUUGUUAUUUGCGUUACUGGUCUAUCCAAAGAAGCAAGGAAACAGGUCAAGGAAGCAACUGAGAGAUUAGGUGGCCAGUACAGCCCUCACUUACAUCCUCAAUGUACCCAUUUGGUGGCUCGUGAGUCGUGUGCAAUCCUUAACGAGUGUUACAGCUUUGGUGGACGCAAGUUUGAGCAUGCUUUGAAGCAUGGAUUAAAAAAUGGUCUGUCGAUUGUUACGAUUGGCUGGUUUGUGGAUAGUGUUAGGAAGAAUGUGAGGUUGAGUGAAUCACUUUACAGUAUCAAGAGUUUUGGACAGAAUGGUAUACGGUUGGAUGAGUUCAACAGGCUUGUUGGGUUUAUCAGUACAGAAAAUUCGUGUAUUCCUGUUGAUGCUCGUGGAGCCAAGCCAUUGGACACGAUUGAAGAACCACAUCUCCCCUUUUCUGGAAGGGAGUCUAACAGAAGUACUGACUCUGUUCUGUCUGGUCACUCCAUGUAUGUCGACUUAGACAUUUCAUCUGAACUGAGGAACAAGGUUAUUGAGGCUGCUCGUAGAGAGGGUGUUACGUUAAUUGAUCAAUGGUUUGUUGGUUGCAGAGCCAGUCAUGUAGUGUGUGAAGGCUCUGCUAGCCGUAAAUAUCUUGGCCACUCUAUCAAUAUCGUUACACCACUGUGGGUCUUGAAAACAGCCAAAGAGAAGUAUGUGCAAAGGCUUGUGCACAUGUCUGCAGAUUUGGCCAGGCAAGUUGGUAUGAUGCUUGAAGAGUCGCAGAAUGGCAGUGCAGAUGAGGAAACGAAUGUGCGAAAUGUCCCCAAAGAUGUUCAAGCUUAUAAAAAUAAAGCAAACCAUGAAAAGAGACAACGAAUUACUUGCCAAACCCCAAUGCGUCCAAUAACCCCUAUCAGCCUUCUGGAUUCAAUCUGCUGGUCCAUAUCUGAACCAACUUCAACCGCGUCAAUCUACACCGAGAAUGUCAGUGUUGAAGAUGCUACUGAGCACCAUACAUCUGUAUUCUUUGAUGCAAAAGCUGAUGGCAAGGAUUCAGAAGCUUCAUUUGCAAACUUAACGAGGCUGCUCAAGGAAAGUGAGAAAUCUGAAUUGGUAUUUAAAAACCAUUUUCUUACCAUACUGUUCCCUCUUGACCGAUUUGCUGAGAUGGGGCCAUCUUCCAGAACAUUUUUCAGCAAUAAUGGGUUUACAUGCUUGCAGGUGUUAGAUCAUAUCUAUGCAUUUUAUCAGGAGAGCAUGUCAGUCCAUGAAAUAGAGGCUGCUAUUAACACAGACUCAAGGCAUGCCGAUCGGCUCCGAUCAGUGUACUCCAGUAAAGAAACAGCAGAACAUGGUUACGUGAGUUUCAAACGGAUUGAAUUUCUAGGUAGUCGUAAAAGUUUCGAGAUGUUGAAGCGUGUCAAUGGAGACAACAACAGCAAUGUAUAUGAGCUGCUAAUUAGAGCAUAA